CUGGUCACGCUGGACUUUGAUCUCCGCGCACUCGGUGGGCUCCGGCGUCGAGUUGCCAGAGUCCACUUCAACAACGCCGAGACUCGCCUCGCCACGCACCUCCUAGUGCACGACCAACGCUCCCGACUACAAUACCGCCAUCUACUAUCCGCUACGAUCACACAAGGGGGGUUCGCCAAAUCAGCGCUGGGCGACGACGCUGAACACAGCACUGGAAUCAGCAGCAGACUCGAUUGGAUACCUUCCACUCGCCAAAAGCGCCAAAAUGCCGGAUCCAGAACUAGCACGUCUCUCCUGCGAACAACGACGACUCCGUCUAGCCAUCUACAACGACCGUGCGCUGGACGUCGAUGA
Messenger RNA from Phytophthora sojae, 354 nucleotides. RefSeq lists its product as hypothetical. The annotation marks the transcript as partial. The transcript has a single exon. The record is from RefSeq and is a predicted model, not a curated record. Lineage: Eukaryota; Oomycota; Peronosporomycetes; Peronosporales; Peronosporaceae.